UUUCGUUUCUUUUAGCGGGUAGAACAUGACUGGCUAACAUCAAGCAGCUAUCAAAUCCCGAGCUUUUGAUAAUGAAAAAACCACUUUUUCUUUUCAUUGUUCCCCAGAUCUUCGCUUUUUAAUCUUCGAACGAGGAGGAAGAAUCUGUGAAGAUUCCAUCCAUGGCCUGGUUUAGGAAUCUCAAGCAACUUUCAUCCACUAAAGCAUCACUCAGAUUCAAAAAUCCACACCCAUUUUUUCCUUCCACGGCGCCGUUCGCUUUCCUCCUCUCUCAUUUUAGCUCUCAGGCUAGCUCCGAUGCGGUGGUGGCUCAGCCGCCGGGUCUCGGACCGACGGCAGAAGGCGAGAAGCCGAGGGUGGUGGUUUUGGGAUCUGGUUGGGCAGGUUGCAGAUUGAUGAAGGGAUUGGACACUAGCAUAUACGAUGUCGUUUGCGUUUCGCCUCGCAACCAUAUGGUAUUCACUCCUCUUCUAGCUUCCACCUGUGUUGGAACUCUGGAAUUCAGAUCCGUCGCCGAACCAAUCGGCCGGAUUCAGCCUGCCAUUUCUCGCGAACCUGGUUCCUAUUUCUUCCUUGCAAAUUGUACUGGCGUUAACACCGAUGAACAUGUGGUGCAAUGUGAGACGGUCACUGAUGGAUUGAACACUUUGGAACCAUGGAGGUUUAAAUUAUCGUAUGACAAGUUGAUCAUAGCUUUGGGAUCCCAGCCAUUAACUUUUGGGAUUCAUGGUGUCAAAGAACACGCCAUUUUUCUUCGUGAGGUCUAUCAUGCCCAGGAAAUUCGUAGGAAGCUGCUUUUGAACUUGAUGUUGUCUGAUGUUCCUGGCAUCUCAGAGGAAGAGAAGCGUCGGCUUCUACACUGUGUUGUUGUUGGCGGAGGUCCAACUGGAGUAGAAUUCAGUGGGGAACUUAGUGAUUUUAUCAUUAAGGAUGUUACUCAAAGAUAUGCUCAUGUGAAAGAUUAUAUCCAAGUUACUUUGAUCGAGGCAAAUGAGAUAUUGUCUUCCUUCGAUGAUCGCCUUCGGCACUAUGCUACUAAGCAAUUGACAAAGUCCGGAGUUCAACUCGUACGCGGCAUUGUAAAAGAUGUUAAACCUCAGUCCAUCAUUCUCAAUGAUGGCUCUGAGGUUCCUUAUGGGCUGUUAGUUUGGUCUACUGGUGUUGGGCCCUCACCUUUUGUAAAUUCCUUGGAUGUUCCAAAGUCUCCUGGUGGCAGGAUUGGUAUAGAUGAGUGGUUACGUGUUCCUUCUGUGGAAGAUGUGUUCGCAAUAGGCGAUUGCAGUGGUUUCCUAGAGAGUACAGGGAAACAAGUUCUUCCAGCUUUGGCCCAGGUAGCAGAGCGGCAAGGCAAAUAUUUAGCAGCCUUGAUGAAUAAAAUUGGUAAAGAAGGUGGCGCACGAGCAAGUAGCGGAAAAGACUUGGAACUUGGCGCGCCUUUUGUCUACAAGCACCUCGGAAGCAUGGCAACUAUUGGAAGAUACAAGGCUCUUGUCGACCUUAGGCAGAGUAAAGAAGCAAAGGGGUUAUCCAUGGCGGGGUUCAUCAGUUGGUUCGUUUGGCGUUCGGCUUAUCUAACGCGUGUCAUAAGCUGGAGGAACAGAUUGUAUGUGGCAGUGAACUGGGCAACAACUUUCAUCUUUGGUCGUGAUAUAAGCAGAAUAUAGAAUUGGAGGUAAGAACUCAACAUCCCCUUUCCACGUACUAAAUAUCAUGUGCCGUACUUUCAUUGCCACAGAUUGUAUGUAAAUCUGAAUGAUGGCUGUUCGAAUGCUAUUUCUCAUCAGAAGCACACUGUAUAGUUUGUUAAAUCCAAAGCAUUAGUGCAUGUUGUUAGAAAUCCAAAUGAAGCCAAUCAUUGGAAAUUUAA
Molecule: messenger RNA, 1867 nt
Organism: Cucurbita maxima (winter squash)
Lineage: Eukaryota; Viridiplantae; Streptophyta; Magnoliopsida; Cucurbitales; Cucurbitaceae
Product: internal alternative NAD(P)H-ubiquinone oxidoreductase A1, mitochondrial-like
Exons: 8
Coding region: 162-1664 (500 amino acids)
Molecular function (GO): NADH dehydrogenase activity
Source: RefSeq, a predicted model, not a curated record